Molecule: messenger RNA, 1047 nt
Organism: Zygotorulaspora mrakii
Lineage: Eukaryota; Fungi; Ascomycota; Saccharomycetes; Saccharomycetales; Saccharomycetaceae
Product: DODA-type extradiol aromatic ring-opening family dioxygenase
Exons: 1
Coding region: 1-1047 (348 amino acids)
Molecular function (GO): zinc ion binding; ferrous iron binding; oxidoreductase activity, acting on single donors with incorporation of molecular oxygen
Source: RefSeq, a predicted model, not a curated record
AUGACACAAAAGAGUGUAACUGUUCUUUUGGUGUGUUUUCCAUUGUUUAUAGCGUUGUUCAAGUUUUACAACUCUAGAGCUUCUUUUGAUAUGGUUGAGACUGUGGAUAGUUCUGAGAAAAUAAUGAAAAAGACGCCAGUGUUUGCACUUUCGCAUGGUGGACCAACUUUCAUGUAUGAAGAUGCUGCGAUGGGAGGUGAUAAAGGUGCUUUCCAAUGCACAAGAAGGAUUGGUAAGUAUAUAAGUGAAGUUGUAAAGCCAAAAUUUAUCAUAUAUGUGUCGGCCCAUUGGCAAUCAGGCAGUAAUAACCUCAUAGAAGUUGGCGUACCAACUCUCAACAAGGCUGCAUUGCAAGGUCCGCCGGUUGAGAAUAAUCUAAUAUACGACUUUUAUGGAUUCCCUAAAAACAUGUAUGAUGAGAAAUUUCACUCCAUGAAUGAUAUACCAACAGCCUAUCAACUUGUCAAGGAUCUAAAUUCAUACUUCAGGGCAACGGAUACUUUGUUACAUUCUUCGUUGGCUGAAAGAGGUAUUGACCACGGAGUUUGGGUACCAUUGAAGGUUGCUUUUCCUGACAAAGCAACUGACUUUUGGAACACUGGUAUUCCCGUUAUCCAGGUAUCUUUAACUCAAGACGCCACAGAUUUUGAUAUGCAUUAUAAACUCGGUCAGGCAUUAUCGACAUACCGCUCAGAUGCCGUUGUUAUUGUAUCUGGAAUGACGGUUCAUAAUUUAAGAGAUUUGUCGCUUGCUCCUCCGGGAAAAUCUCUCCCAUAUGUCAAGAAAUUCAAUCAACUUCUUAGAGAAAUUAUGACAGACACUCAUACUGAAAACAACCAUAAGCUCUCAAAACUUAAAGAAUUACUGACAGACCCGCAAAAACGUCAAUUGCUCUACUCUGCGCAUCCUACACUGGAUCAUUUUGUUCCAUUUGUCGUUGGACUAGGUGCUGGAGAAGGAGAAAGCAGUGCAUGCAAUGUUAAAGAACUCUACAAUAAUGAGCAAGGGUCCCUAGGGUGGGGAAUCUAUCAAUAUGAUCAAAAUUGA